Messenger RNA from Phycodurus eques (leafy seadragon), 7614 nucleotides. RefSeq names its product diacylglycerol kinase beta (gene dgkg). Lineage: Eukaryota; Metazoa; Chordata; Actinopteri; Syngnathiformes; Syngnathidae. Bases 450 to 3053 code for a protein of 867 amino acids. Gene Ontology annotation, biological process: diacylglycerol metabolic process; intracellular signal transduction; lipid phosphorylation. The record is from RefSeq and is a predicted model, not a curated record. Gene Ontology annotation, cellular component: plasma membrane. Gene Ontology annotation, molecular function: ATP-dependent diacylglycerol kinase activity; calcium ion binding. The transcript is spliced from 25 exons.
GAGGAUGAGGUGAGGGUUGUUGCUGCUCCCGCUGGUCCUGCCGCCGUGUGGACACAACUCUGCGGGCUUGCAACCGCAGGAUCGGCCCCUCGCUUGGGCUCCUGCUCGUCUGGGAUGUUAAGCCGCCUUCGUCCUGUGAACGGGAAAGAAACCAGGUGUGAACAUGGAGUCAUGAGGAAGACAUCGCCAAGAUGACAAUCAGACAGGUUCUAUCUGGCCUGACCUCAUCCUGACACAUCCUCCUCCUCAUCAUCACAGCUCAUGGUGGACAUUUUAUAUAUAUAUAUAUUUUUUUUAAUUAAAAAAAAUUCUAAAAGAAUCAGGGACAUAAUUCUCCUCCAGGACGAGAUGACCAACCUCUUAACCUCAGUCUUCAUCCUAAAGCUGAUCUGAGAUCAGACCUGUUUCUGGUGGAACUACAUCCCCUGACCUCAUCAAAUUAAGCAAUUAUGGGAGACAGGAGCUGGGUAUGUCUGAGCCCGGCUGAGUUCAACCAGCUGCAACAGUACAGCGAGUACUCGACAAAGAAGUUAAGGGAUGUUCUCGAGGAGUUCCACGGUGAAGGAGUGCUCUCCAAAUACAACCCUGAGCAGCCAAUCGACUAUGAGGGCUUCCAGCUCUUCAUGGCCACCUACCUGGAGAACGACAUCCCGGAGGAGCUGUGUAAGCAUCUCUUCACCUCCUUCAAGAGCAAAACGGGCGGCACCUCGCCUGACCAUUGUCGAGCAGCAGGAAGCUUACUGGGCAUGAACGGUAAGAGCAUCCUGUCGGCGAUGGGUCGACACACGCCAGAGCUUGCCUGCGGCACCGGGGCCCCCGCCUCCCCUUGUUCGUCUCGCUCCUCCUCGCAGAGGUCCCGAACCGGGACCCGCACGCCCGGGGGACCCCACCGCUCUCCGUGCAGCCAGGUCAAGUCUUCCCAGAGCAGCAAUAACACCCUGACCCCCAACGCUGGCCCUGCCCGCUCGCCAGUGUCGCCCCCGAAACUCUCACCAGAGAGAAGCCGCUCUGAGAAGCCUUUGUCGCUGCGGAGGAGCCCAUCGCGCCACAAAGGAUCCCCUCAGUCAGUGCCGCAGGUGGUCUUCCUUAAGGACAUCGUCUGCUACCUUUCCCUGUUGGAGCGCGGCACGCCAGAGGACAAGCUGGAGUUCAUGUUCCGGCUGUACGACACGGACGGCAACGGCGUCCUGGACAGUUCGGAGCUGGACCGCAUCAUCAAUCAAAUGGUGCAUGUUGCCGAGUAUCUGGAGUGGGACUCGACAGAACUACGGCCGAUUCUGAAGGAAAUGAUGGAGGAGAUCGACUACGACCGGGACGGCACAGUCACCCUGGAAGAGUGGAUCCGAGGAGGCCUGACCACCAUCCCCUUACUGGUUCUGCUAGGCAUGGAUGCGAAUGUGCAGGAGGACGGCCAGCACGUUUGGCGCCUAAAGCACUUCAACAAACCGGCCUAUUGUAACUUUUGUCACACCAUGUUGCUGGGCGUGCGCAAGCAGGGCCUCUGUUGCUCCUUAUGCAAGUACACCGUGCACGAGCGCUGUGUGUCCAAAGACAUUGCCGCUUGCAUCAGCACCUACGCCAAAUCUCGCAGGCACACCAACGCUAUGCAGCACGUGUGGAUGGAGGGCAACUCCCCAACCAAGUGUGACCGAUGUCACAGGAGCAUCAAGUGUUACCAAGGCCUGACCGGCCUCCACUGUGUGUGGUGUCAGAUCACUCUCCACAACAAAUGCGCGUCCCACGUGAAGCCAGAGUGUGACGGAGGGGCCUUGAGGGACCAUACUCUGCUGCCCUCCUACAUUUGUCCUGUUGUCCUGGACCGCCAGUCAGUGGUGAAACGCGGCGAGGGCGAAUCGCCUCCCUGCAUCAGCCCGGACGACAUCAACCAGAUGCUCAAAUUCUGCCCUGGAGACGGGCAAGCCCUGCAGAUCUCACCCUUCCCAGGCACUCACCCGCUUUUGGUGCUGGUCAAUCCCAAAAGUGGCGGAAGACAAGGGGAACGGGUUCUCAGGAAGUUCCGGUACCUUCUCAACCCACGGCAGGUGCACAGUUUGGACCAAGGUGGCCCAGCGGUCAGGCUCAACUUUUUCCACGACGUCCCUGAUUUCCGAGUGCUUGCGUGCGGUGGCGACGGCACCGUGGGUUGGAUCCUGGACUGCAUAGACAAGGCCAACUUCGCUCGGCACCCCCCGGUGGCCAUCCUCCCGCUAGGGACAGGCAACGACCUGGCACGCUGCCUACGCUGGGGGGGAGGAUACGAGGGGGGCAGUUUGCUAAAGUUCCUGUGCGACAUCGAGCACAGCAUCGAGGUGGUGCUGGACCGCUGGAACAUCGACAUAGUGCCCGAUGACAAGGAGGAGAAGGGCGACCCGGUGCCCUACAACAUCGUCAACAACUACUUUUCUAUCGGAGUGGAUGCCUCCAUCGCCCAUCGCUUCCAUCUGAUGAGGGAGAAGCACCCGGAGAAGUUCAACAGCAGAAUGAAGAACAAGCUGUGGUACUUUGAGUUCGGCACCACUGAGACCAUUUCAGCCACUUGCAAGAAGCUCAACGAGUGCAUCGAGGUCGAGUGCGACGGGAUCAUAUUGGACCUGAGCAACACCUCCUUGGAGGGUAUUGCCGUGCUCAACAUUCCCAGCAUGCACGGCGGCUCCAACCUUUGGGGCGAGACCAAGAGGCGACGGAACUACAACCGCAUGAGCAAGAAGGUUCCCGACAGGAUGCCAGGCAGCACCGUCACCGACCCCAAAGAGCUCAAGUUUUGCGUGCAAGAUUUCAGCGACCAGCUGCUGGAGGUGGUGGGCCUGGAGGGCGCCAUCGAGAUGGGUCAGAUCUACACGGGACUGAAGAGGGCCGGGCGCCGCCUGGCUCAGUGUGCAAACGUCACCCUCAGGACAUCCCGUAGGCUGCCCAUGCAGAUUGACGGUGAGCCCUGGAUGCAGCCGCCAUGCACGAUCAGGAUCACCCACAAGAACCAGGUUCCCAUGUUGCUGGGUCCACCUCAGAAGACGCCCUUCUUUAUUUUCAAGAAGCGCACCCGCAGCCGGGACUAGAACACACACGUCUACAUGCAUCCACAGCAGACUCACUAUACAAUAACGAUAAAGCAAACAAAUAAACAUACACAAACUAUACAAUAUACAGUAUAUUGUACCGGCGGCUCAACCAGGUCUGAAGCUCUCUCAGUGAUGCCUCCAGUCAACUGCCAACACUCGGCAAAUGCCUGCCAAACAUGAAAACAACUGCAAAGGAAGUGAUGCAAGGACGACAACAGGAAGUUGCCUUCCGAGGCCAGCUUAGAACAAGUGGCGUGAAACACCAUCACAAAUAAUUCAGCAGCUUGUAUGAACGCUCGAUUCGGGAAAUGAAGCAGCUUCAUCCAUUAUUGAUCCCUUUUGUUGAGAGCUGGCUGGCAGUGGGUCGUCCGAAAUGGGAGCAAACAUGUCGGGAUUUUUGCAUCUCUUUAACUUCAGGCUGACUUCGGCGACACGGGCUUAAAAUUUGAAAGUUGAUAUUCGAGUGGUCCAAUUACUGUACAUCCCCUCAGGGACUAACAGCCAGGCCCCUGCAGGUUUUUAUGUACCAAAGCUAAAACUGUGAUCCCCCCCCUUUCUAAAUGCAUCCCGCUAUUUUGGGAAGAGUCUAAUUCGCCUCCCACGAAACAUGAAGCCUGAUUAUCGUGUGGAAAAGUGGCUUCGUGCUGCAUAUGUCCCAACUGUCAAAAGGUUAGAGAGAAUAUGUCAAACAUAAGUCCAACUGAAGAACUAUACAGUAUUUGUAUAUAUCAGGAAUGUAGGAUUAGAUCAUAUGUACUGUGCAUACAAUUCUCUUUUAAUAUAUCCUUGUCAUUGUUAGCUCAGCACUUCAUGUCAAUGUUGUUCACUAUCAUCACUGGGUCAAGAGGUUUACCCCUUAAGUCAAAUUCGCAUCCAUUUUUUUACUCAGCCGUUGGAAAUCAUUUUCGUUUUAAAAUGUCGGAAUGAUUAAAUUAUCUCGACUUAAAAAGUUAUGAGGGUGACUUAUGGAAGUUAAAUGCAUACAGAAAUACUGGUCAGCUGUUUGGAAUUCUACACCAUUUUCCCAUCAUAAGAAAUAUCGUAAAUCAAACUGUCACCACGCAAUUUGUCGAUGUAAUUUUAAUAUUCAGGAUGCUGGUACAAUUGUACAAAUAAGACGAAUAGAUAAAACAAUAAAUAAUUACUAAAUAAUGUAAUGAAAGUGAAUCGCAUAUAUUAGAUAUAAGAUGAUGCUGGAAUCUGGAAGUGGGUCCGCUUACCUCAAGAACUUCCCGUAAAAACCGAUAAAGCAAAACACAAAAUAAAUCCUUUAAUGCACGUUGAACUGACCUUGCAUUUCAAACUCGUUUCUUUGCGGGACCAUUUUUUCACCACGCAAAAAUUGGCAUAUGACAAUUUUAAAGUAACAUUCAAGGAUAAGAAUUAGUCAACCGUCUUAUUUUUUUUUUAAAACAUUCUCAAUCGUCCCACACAUAAAAAGAUCCUAACUACUGCACUAUAAAACAUACAAACAACAAACUGCUCUACAUUAACUUUAACAACAAGUGACGACACAUACAGUUUGGUGACAAUGACCUCUUAAUUCUGUGACAGUGACGUGACUUGCUGUGUGGGUUCCUCAGUUUAUGAUGGUACUGACAUACGACGUAAAAAUAAUUACGAAUGGUGUGCGAUGAACUAGUUUGCACAGCAGCAUAAGAAUAUGACAUCACGCAGCACAAGAAGACACUCAGUUACUGCAAUUAUGACCGUUUUUCAUUGGAUUGUUUUAUAUUUAUGGCCAACAAGUGUUUUUCAUUCAAAUAUUUCAUGUAAUUAUGACUUUACAACUAUAUUAGCAUAGGUUAGUGUUAGAUUGUGGCAUGUUCCGAUUCCGCACAAAUUUGGGUUGGCGUUGCCACUGUAGCCGCUUAACUUCAUGAAGUAAGUAUCCCUGUAUGUCGUUCAGAUUUGGUAGCAAUCAGAUAAAAUCUCAAGGACACGGAAGUGGGUUACACCCAGUGUUGGUAAUUUCGUGAACCAGCACACCCCAGCACAACUAAAAGAGGGACGUCUGCAUGUUGCGGGCGGGAUCACAGCCGACUUCAAUCCUGCCCAAUCACAGCAGCUCCUCUCAUUCGCUUUAAAUGUGCCGCACUAGAAACGCACAGUCUUUGAUAUGGCAGAAGAAGCAACUGAUUUGCUCGAGUCCAGGAUGUUAUUGAUUUUAACAAUAUAAUAAUGAUGGCAAAAGAACAAACCCCAAUUCCAAUGAGGUUGAGGCAUUCUGUAAAAUGUAAAUAAAAACAGAAUACAGUGAUUUGCCAAUCCUUUUCAACCUAUAUUCAGUUGAAUACAGUACAGAGACAAGAUAUUUCAUGUUCAAACUGAUAAAACUGUUUUGUUUUUGUUUUUUUGUGCAAAUAUUCACUCAUUUUGAGCGUGAUGCCUGAAACACGUUCCAAAAAAGCUAGGACAGGGGCAUGAUUACCACUGUGUUACAUUACCUUUCCUUUUCACAACACUCAAUAAGAGUUUGGGAACUGAGGACACAAAUUGUUGAAGCUUUGUCAGUGAAAUUCUUUCCCAUUAUUGCUCGAUGUACAACUUCAGUUGCUCAACAAUCCAGGGUCUCCGUUGUCGCAGUUUGAAUUUCAUAAUGUGCUACACAUCUUAAAUGGGAGACAGUUCUGGACUUCUGGCAGGACAGUCUAGUAUUCACAACCUUUUACUAUGAAGCUACACUGUUGUAACACAUGCAGAAUGUGCCUUGGCAUUGUCCUGCUGAUGUUGCUUAGAUAGAUGGCAGCAUAUCUUGCUCCAAAACCUGUGUGUACAGUACCUUUUAGCAGUAAUGGUGCCUUCACAGAUGUGAAAAUUACCCAUGCCAUGGGCACUAACGCACCCCCUUAUCAUCACAGAUGCUGGCUUUUAAACUUUGCACUGAUAACAAUCCAGAUGGUCCUUUUCCUCUUUGGCCCUGAGGACUCAAUGUCCAUGAGUUCUAAGUACAAUUUGAAAUGUGGACUCAUCAGACCACAGCACACUUUUCCACUUUGCGACAGUCCAUCUCAGAUGAGCUCAGGCGCAGAGACGCCAGCGGCAUUUGGAGAUGUUGUUGACACAGUGUAUGGCUUUCACUUUGCAUGGAAGAGAUUUAACUUGCAUAAGUAGAUGUAGCAACAAACUGUGUUAACUGACAAUGGUUUUCUGAAGUAUUCCUGAGCCCACAUAGCAAUAUUCUUUGCACAAUGAUGCCGGUUUUUAAUGCAGUGCCGCCUGAGGGAUCUAAGGUCACGGGCAUUCUAUAUUGGUUUCGACACUGCUGCUUACUGAAUCAUUUGAUGACAUUAGGGAACGUAGAUAAUGAAAUGUUGAACUGAACAAAUGAGCCUUUCGCGGAUGGACAUGAUACGAACCUGUUUCCAAUUAAUCUGUUCACCUGUGGAAUGUUCCAAACAGGUGCUUUUUGAGCAUUUCUCAACUUUCCCAAUCUUUUGUUGCCCCAGUCCCAUCUUUUUGGGAACAUGUUGCAGGCAUCAAAUUCAUCAAAUGAGAGCAUAUUUGCAACAACAACAAAACAUAUUUGCAACAACAACAAAACAGUUUAUCAGUUUGAACAUUAUCUUGUCUUUGUGGUGUGUUUAAUUAAAUAUAGGUUGAAAAGGAUUUGCAAUUUAGUAUUCUGUUUUAUUUACAUUUUACACAACGUCCUUACUUCAUUGAUGUUUGUAAUAAUCCCAGUAAUAAUCCCAGUAAUGGUCCCAGCAGGUCUAGGUUUGGACCGACUUUCUGCUACCAAAUUGUCACAUGGGCGCAUGUCAAUAGACAAACCCUCGUUGAGCUGGAACGUUCAGCUUGUCGCAGACCGGUCUGCCAAAUUGGCAAACGCAUUACAAGUUUUGCGCUUGUACGAAAAUCAGAAUCUGAAGGAAUUUGCACCUUGCCAUAGAUGCGCUGUGUACGAAAGUAGAGCCCAUUGUCUUUAGCUGUAGCUGUCCAAUGCAAAAUACCAUGAAACACAAAAACAAAUUGUUUCGCUGUGUUUCGGAAUAAGAAAUAAAAAAAACGCCAAAAUUUGGAGAUACUGUACAUGUUUUUCAGCAGCUCGCUUGUAAUGCUGACAUGAUAGGGAUGCGAUUGCUCGGAAUUCGACUUUUGGGGAUAACCAUCUCAGUCCAAUGUUGUUUGCAAGAUGCUCGGUGUGAGAUGAAUGAAGAUGCGCUAAGGUGUGAGGCUUUGUGGCCUUUACACCAGGUUUUCCCUUUAAAAACACACUGAUUUUCACUUCAACUUAUCAAUGCUGAUACAAAAACACUGAGACUGUAUAUCACAUAAAGUGCUUCUUGUAUGUAUGUGUGUGUGUGUGUGUGUGUGCGUGCGUGUGUGAGAGGUGGGGAGUCGAUCUCGUGUUUACUAUACCGUCACAUUUACUGUUCAAACAAUGUCGUAGACCACUAUAACCACACUGAAUGUACAUACAAUACUUGUCAGUGACAUUUGAUGUGCCGUCAUCUAACCACAUGCCUGCUGUAACAACAAUAGAGUGAACAAAAUAAGAGGAGAUACUCAAAAAAAGUCGUCUUGGCUUGAUUUAUUUAUUAUUUUAAACAGCAAG